AUGUUUUUAAUAAAGUUCAAUCAGAUGAUUAUUUACUUAACCUACCGAAAAUCCUGCGUCUCUUCCGGUGUCUGAAAAGCUGCAUGGUGAUUUCAGAAAUUUUCAUCUGAUUAUUUUCUUUAUCAGCAUCUGAUUAAUUGUUGUCAACUUAUUCACUUUGAUAAAACAAUUAUUAUCAAAACUGUAUCAGGAAUGGCUGAUCUGGUAUUUGCUGUGGAUGACCAGCCGCCAGUGCCCUCUACCGCAUAUCCGCAUAUACAGUAGAGCAUACGGCCUUCUGCAAUCUUCAGAGGAUCAACCGAGCUGAGGAUCCUCAAGAAAUUAGGAGAAGGAGACAUAGCGACAAUGUCACAGAGGACAUUAGAUCGGCCAUGUCACGUCUCACAGCUGGCCGAAUCACGGUCAUUCAGUUUCUCAUGAAAGUGGGCCACUGUGCAGAUAAUAUUAUAGUUUUGAAUAGACGCCAAGAGCAUGUGGACGACAUAGCUGUUGACAUCGAUUUGAUGUUGCCGGUAUCCGCAGAAGAGGUGGCGAUGGAGGUUGCCCCCCCUAGACGGCGAUUAGCGGCAGCCUAUGCCAGACGGCAACGAAGACGCCAGCAGCCCUAUGCAAGGCAACAGCGGCCGGUUCAAGACGUCAAUGUGGCGUUGCAGCAGCCAGCCUCUCCUCCACAGCAGCUGGUUGAGAACAUUGCAGUCGAAGAACUAUAUGCAGGCCCAAAUCUGGAAAAUUAUAGGCUGGAGAAGAUUCGCCUGGAUAUAAAUUCCAUUCAUUCUUGUCCACCGCAAGAUUUUGUUGAGCGGCAAUUGCGGGAGUUGGAGAGGGAUUUGGAGGAGGACAGGGAGGCUACUUCCGAACACAUAGCUCCUUACCCGCAAUGCAGUUAUUGCUUAACAAACACGGCAACCAGAAUGGCAGUACCAUGUGGGCACUGGGCAGGAUGCAUAGAAUGUUGCAGUCUAUUGUUAGAAUGUUACAAACUAUUCAAGAUGGCGGACAAACGUUUUGAAGUGUCAGAAAGUAGCUUUUUCAAUUGGAAAAGGAACCACAUUCUAUUAUAAAAUGUUGAAAUUAUACAUCAAACUGAAGAGAAUUGAAUCCUCUACAACCCAACAUUCAGUACUUAUUUUUCUAUGCAUUCCCAUUGUUGUUGGGUAAU
Messenger RNA from Nilaparvata lugens (brown planthopper), 1159 nucleotides. RefSeq lists its product as uncharacterized. The transcript is spliced from 4 exons. NCBI's taxonomy places the organism in Eukaryota, Metazoa, Arthropoda, Insecta, Hemiptera, Delphacidae. The record is from RefSeq and is a predicted model, not a curated record. Bases 372 to 1061 code for a protein of 229 amino acids.